Lepus europaeus (European hare) is the source of this 897-nucleotide messenger RNA. It is a transcript of the gene MS4A1, whose product is annotated as membrane spanning 4-domains A1. The transcript has 6 exons. Gene Ontology annotation, biological process: cell surface receptor signaling pathway. Lineage: Eukaryota; Metazoa; Chordata; Mammalia; Lagomorpha; Leporidae. The coding region runs from base 1 to 897 and encodes 298 amino acids. The record is from RefSeq and is a predicted model, not a curated record. Gene Ontology annotation, cellular component: plasma membrane; external side of plasma membrane.
AUGACAACACCUAGAAAUUCAGUGAGUGGAAACUGCCCUGGAGAGCCCAUGAAGGGCCCAAUUGGCAUGCAGCCUGUUCCAAAAGUAGUCUUCAGGAAGACACCUUCAGUGGUGGGCCCCACACAAAGCUUCUUCCUGAGGGAAUCCAAGGCUUUGGGGGCUGUCCAGAUUAUGAAUGGGUUCUUCCACAUUGCUCUGGGGGGCCUUCUGAUGAUCCCUAUUGGGGGAGUCUAUGCACCCAUCUGUGUGGCAGUGUGGUACCCUCUCUGGGGAGGCGUUAUGUAUAUUCUUUCUGGAUCACUCCUGGUGGCAGCAGAGAAAAAUCCCAGGAACAAUUUGGUCAAAGGAAAAGUGAUAAUGAAUUCAUUGAGCCUCUUCGCUGCAAUUUCUGGAAUAAUUCUUUUGAUCAUGGACAUACUUAAUAUUACAAUGUCCCAUUUUUUAAAAAUGGAGAGUCUGAAUCUUAUUAAAGCUCCCACCCCACUUAUUAAUAUAUACAGCUGUGAACCAACUAGCCCCUCUGAGAAAAACUCUCCAUCUAUACAAUAUUGUUACAGUGUACAAUCUGUGUUCUUGGGCAUCUUGUCAGUGAUGCUGAUCUUUGCCUUCCUCCAGAAACUUGUGACAGCUGGUAUUGUUGAGAAUGAGUGGAAAAGAAUGUGCUCCAGACCCAAAGCUAAUGUGGUUCUCCUGUCAGCUGAAGAAAAGAAGGAACAAACAGUUGAGAUGAAAGAAGAAACAGUUGAGCUAACUGAAGUAUCUUCCCAACCAAAGAAUGAAGAAGACAUUGAAAUUAUUCCCAUCCAAGAAGAGGAGGAGGAGGAGCCAGGAGUGAAUUUAGCAGAACCUCCCCAAGAUGAGGAAUCCCCUCCAGUAGAAAAUGACGACUCUCCUUGA